AGUAGAUUUGGCGUAGUUUGAGUGUAGCAGCUCGUCAAUUUGUAAACACCACGAUAAUUUCUCCCAAAACCUCCACUCCUGAUGGCUUAUUUCUAAUUUUGGUGCUGUUCCUUUGAGGAAGUGGAAGUAGUUCGAAUUUUAUUGAAGAUUCGGCUUAUUGAUGGUCUAUCAGCUUUAUUAAAGAAUCCGCUUCUUUUGACUUGUCUAAAAGUUUGUUUCAACAUGUUUCAACGUUACUUACGGUUACCCGCCAUCUGAGCCUCAAACUCAAACAGCUUCACAAUGGCCACCCUCGCGAUCGGCGCAGUUGGGCUCGCCACGAAGGCUCAUGCUGCGUAUAAAACUUACGAGGCUUCCAAGGACAUCAUCGACGCUGCUGUCGAAACCAAGGAGCGCGCAGAGAACAUCGACCUCGCGCGUACCGACGCCCGGCAAGCCUCCAUCACCGAGGUCGACAUUUUCUGCUGCCAGCUCGCCCGCAUCGCGUACUUUCCGAAGGGGGAACGGAGAAACGUUUUGAACAAUUUAGGGUUCCACUUGGUAAUCGAGAAAACCAGAUGGUUCAUCGCGAUUAAGACGCAUAGAGGCGGGGAGACAAAGACAAGGCAAUUUCCGUCUCUCGGUUUCAUAGCGUUCCGGGGCACCGCAAGUCUCCGCGACGUGAUCACGGAUCUCGCUGCGAAACCGACAAUUCCGAUCGGCACUUACUCCGCAAGUGAUAACUUCCAGACCGCCUUUUACCCGAAAACCCAGUUUCUCUCCGGGUUCUUUUUGAAUAUCGUGCAGAACUACAAGUUGCGAUACGCGCUGGAGCAGUGCGGAUUGAUCGCAAACAAGGCGAUUUCGUCCGGCUCGGAUGAAAGUGAAGUAGCAAAGGAAUUGCGCGGAAAUGAUGCUGAGUACAAGUGCGACUUUCCAUCCGAGUUCGUGUCCCCCGUUCGAGGCGCUGGGAACGAGUUUACUGGCGUGAAUGACUGGUACUUUUGCGGGCACUCGCUGGGCGGCGGCUCGGCCCAGCUUGCGCUGGUGUUGCUGCAGAAAGGAAUUUUUGAGGCGAGCGAGUUUUUCCCAGCGGCGGUCGAUCCGAAGAUGAAGCUGCAAACGAGCUUGACGACGUCCGCGAGUGGCGGUUCAGUUGCCGGUGGUGGAAGUUCUUUUGCGUCGUCUGCUGCCAAUUUGGCAUUAUCGAGCUCCGCGUCGGGCUUGGGCUCUCGCUUUGCUGAUAACAGCGAUGAGGAUGACAGCGACGACGAAGAAUCCCAAGAUGCAAAAGAGAGAAAGAAGCUUCAGGCGGAGAAACAAGCCGCGCGGCGAGAACACCAGAUGCAGCAGGCAAGUGUUUUGUACGAGGCUGGAAAAAAGUGGCUCGCGGCGCACAGCAGCACCAACUACUACAAGGAAGAAAAAUCCACCGUGCAGAGGACGAGUUUGCAACCGUGCUGCGGGACAUCGGGUGUGCGGGUGCAGGCUAUUGUUUUUGCGUCUCCCCCACUGUACUUUGACCCGAUAGGGUUCUUAGACGACGCAGAGUCCUUCCCAAGAGGCGUUUCGGGGAAGGACGAAAUGCGGAAACUCUGGUUGCUCGACAAGAACCACCCCAUCAAGGCGUUUGUGUACGGCAUGGAUCCGGUGCCGCGCUUAGACCGCCAGUCGCAUAAUCUGUUUCUGAAACUCGUCACGCACUAUCUGCCGUCCGCGAAGAAAAAGAUCAAGUCUCUGGACAACUACACGCACUUUCAGCACGAGAAGUCGGUGUGGAUAAUCCCGGAGAAAGGAAGUGGAAGCUUUGGGAGUAUGACAUCGUUGGAGAAUUUGGAGACUACGUGGGAAUAUGGAAAGGAGUACGGGAUGAAGGCUGCGAAGAAGGCGAAGAAAUAUUUGGGAAAGAAAGCGGAGAUAGCAGCGAACGCAGCGAAGGAAAAAGCGGCACAAGCAACGGAGAGAGCGAAGGCUUGGUGGAACAGCAGUGGCGGGGACGAGCAAGGAGACGACGAUGGAGAUCAGCAUGGGCGGGAUGAAACGGAUGAAAAGCCCGACUUCAAGGACGGCGGGGGAGCCACUCAUCCUGAAAAGCCGAAAGUCGCUGCACCGAUCGUUCCGCAGCCUGGCGCCCCUACGAUUACGAAGGACUCGUUCACUCCCCUCGUCGCAGCCACUCCGAUCGCCACUUCACAAAAAGGUGGCGCACAAGCCGCCGCCGCUGCUUCUACGCCCGAUUCGGCCCCGGCUCCCCAGAAACGCGGCAUCUUCAGUUGCUGUUGUGGCGGCAGCCGACCACCGCCAGCGGUCAAUGGGACAAAUCUUUCUGCCGAGGGAGAGGCCUGCGUACCUCAGACCGAGGGGGAGCUAUCUUUUGGGGGACUGAUGGGAAAGAAGUUGGGGAAUCCGGAGGUGGAGGGAGGCGACGAUGCAGAUGACGUCGGUCCGCCGAAAACGAGGGCAAUUUGGUUAGACCCGGAUCCGGAGGAGAAAUUCUCAAGAAAACAUUUGCUGCACGUUAACGACAGCGCGCCGACUCAUCACGCACUCGAUAAGUACGAGUUGGGGUUUAUGAAUCACUUCGAUCUUCACGACACGUUCGAGGAAAAAAGUCUGUGUGAAUUGCCGCUGGAUGGAUUCGGAGAUAAGGGGUGA
Messenger RNA from Amoebophrya sp. A25, 2634 nucleotides. The record is from the annotation of a GenBank genome assembly. NCBI's taxonomy places the organism in Eukaryota, Dinophyceae, Syndiniales, Amoebophryaceae.